This is a messenger RNA of Myzus persicae (green peach aphid), 3460 nucleotides long. Its product is annotated as phytoene desaturase-like. Gene Ontology annotation, molecular function: oxidoreductase activity. NCBI's taxonomy places the organism in Eukaryota, Metazoa, Arthropoda, Insecta, Hemiptera, Aphididae. The record is from RefSeq and is a predicted model, not a curated record. Gene Ontology annotation, biological process: carotenoid biosynthetic process. The coding region runs from base 1638 to 3224 and encodes 528 amino acids. The transcript has 3 exons.
AUAGUUAAUAUUUAAACUUUUUUUUUAUAGUUACUACAAUUUUCAAAUCACCAUAUCUCCCAUAUCUUCUAAACCCUUUAUUACCCUUUAAUAGUAUUGUUCAAACACAGAAUCCUCUGCUGUCGGUUAAACAGGAAAAAAAUCCUUUAUAUCAUGUAAGACACACUUAUUAUUCUUGGUAGUUGAUAGGUAAACAAGGUUAAAUAACUUAAAAACUACCCGUUAGGGUUAUUUACAAAUAGAUCUAUAGAUACGUCAUUGCCAUUUUUAGAAUAAUUAUCCGCUAAAUAAUUUUAAACAGAAAAGGGGGAACCUAAUUUGGAAAACGUACAUUUAUAUCUCCAAAGGAGACUCCUUAAGUUAUAGGUACAAUAAAUCUUAAGAAUUCGAAAAUAUCUCUUUUAAGUACAUAUACAAUUUUAAAAUAUCAAAUUUCAAAUAAUAGCAUUGUUGAAAAGAAAAAGGAUGAUAAUACUUGAUGAAUCACCCCUUAUAAUAGUAAUAUAUACUAUAUGUAUACAUACAACUCAAUAGAUUUUAAAAUAAAAUUCAGUCAGUUAGGACUUAUGAUAGUAGGGGUGGCUAAACCACGGUUCCUAUUUAGUAUAGUGCGCGUAGUAGGUAUUAUUUAUUUUCCUGCUCUUCAUAUUAUUUUUUUAUUCUAAUGUGACGCUCACGACUCUACUAUAGCUGGCCACCUCUAUAUUAUAGCAUAAUAUUUUAAUCCUAACAUUAAAAGAACAUAAUAUAUAAGAUAAUUUAGUCAGUAGUGUUAUUAGUAUUAAUUGUAGAUGUACAAAAUAUAAAUAUAAAUUAUUAUUUUACUAACCUAUAUGGUAUAGAAUGCUGGAAUCAGAUCAAAUUUGUUUUGUUUUCAUCUAUGUAAAAAUAUAAGGACUUAAAAAAAUCUGUACAACUGUAGAAAAGCAGAUUGUACUUCGAAAUGAAAGACACGAUCACAUUAAUAGCUAACUAAUAAAUGUGUGAGCCUAUAUAUUAAUUAUUAUGAGAAUUAAAAAAAUCUUUAGAUAAGUAAUUAGGUACUGUAUAUUUCUAUUUAUUUGUUGUUAAUUAGUAUAACAUUAUAUAAUAUGAAAAUUGAAAUGCAGUUAAUAAACAUACUGCACAUUGUAGUAAACCUUAUAGAAAUCUGUGCUUUAUUAUAAAUUUUAUGAUUAUAAUUAUUAUGAUUAUAACUAUUGUUAAUUAUAUUAUUUACACCUAUUAGUUACAUAAUGAAUAUAACCUUUGAAUUACAUAGUACAAAAAUAAAAAAUUAUUUUUAACAACGCUUAUUAUACAUACAUUAUGAACUUUGUUAUCAAUUCAUCAUUCAACAUUAAUACAAUUCCCUGUCUGGGUGUCAAUAAUUCGAUACUACAUCUGCAUGACUAGGUGUCUAUUGUUUAUGUCUUACAAGAUAAUAAGAUAAAAUUAUAACGCAGGUACUUAAACUCAGUAUAGUACCUAAAGAUCAGCAGUAGGUAUCAGUUAUACCACCAAAGCGUACAGAAACUGUUUGAAUUAAUAAUUUUAAAUAUUUGUAUAUUUUUGUAUUACAUUUUAAUUAAAAAUAGUGAAGUUAUAAAUAUAAUAUACUGUUUGAAAACACACUAUUUGACUAAAGAAUUGUUAAAAUGGCAAUUAAGAUUAUUAUCAUUGGAUCUGGAGUUGGUGGUACAGCAGCAGCCGCCAGAUUGAGCAAAAAAGGAUUUCAAGUAGAAGUUUAUGAAAAAAAUUCGUAUAAUGGCGGUAGAUGUUCAAUAAUUAACCACAAUGGACAUCGAUUUGAUCAAGGUCCAUCAUUGUAUCUCAUGCCUAAAAUAUUUGAAGAAACAUUUAAAGACUUAGGAGAGGACCUAAAAGAUCAUGUAGAAAUACUACAGUGUCAAAUUAAUUACUGUAUUAAUUUUCAUGAUGGCCAACAAUUUCAACAUUCGUGUAAUUUAUCUAAAUUACAACGAUCGUUAGAAAAAUUUGAAGGAGAAGGCGAGGAUACUUUAUUGAGAUUUUUCGAUUUUUUGAAAGAAACCCACGUACAUUAUAGAAGAAGCAUUGAGUUGGCAAUGAGAACUGAUUUUCAAAAUUGGUACGAUUUCUUUAAUAUAAAACAUAUACCGACUUUAUUGAAGUUGCAUCUGCAUAGUUCUGUUUACACAAGAGCAUGCAAAUAUUUCAAAAGUGAUCACAUGAGAAAGGCUUUCACAUUCCAGACUAUGUACAUGGGAAUGUCCCCAUACGAUGGAUUGGCCCCGUACAACUUAUUACAAUAUACCGAAAUAGCAGAAGGAAUCUGGUACCCAAAAGGAGGUUUUCAUUCGGUUUUAGAAAGUCUUGAAAAAAUUGCUGUAAAACAUGGAGCAAAGUUCAAUUAUAAUAGCGAUGUCCAAGAAAUAAUAACCGAUGACAAUGGAGUGGCAAAAGGAAUCAAAUUGAUGAACGGUGAUGUGAUAAACAGUGAUAUUGUUAUUUGCAAUGCUGAUGCUGUUUACGCGUAUAACAAGCUUUUGCCAAAAACGUCGUUCGCAGAAAAACUCGGCAAAAAGAAAUUGACUUCGUCGUCGAUAUCGUUUUAUUGGUCGAUUAACCAGGUUAUACCUCAGAUGUCAGUGCAUAAUAUAUUUUUGAGCGAACUGUAUAAACCAAGUUUUGACCAAAUAUUCGAGGACCACACGUUACCAGACGAACCGUCAUUUUAUGUGAACGUACCUAGUCACAUCGAUCCUUCAGCAGCACCAGAAGGUAAAGACACAUUCGUGAUCUUAGUACCUGUGGGGCAUAUAUCAGACAGACCAGAUAUUGAUUUUGAUCAUCUUGUGAAUAGAGCCAGAGAACACGUGAUCGGCGCAAUAGAGAAAAGACUGAAUAUUUCGAACUUCCGAAGUAUGAUCGAACACGAGAUGGUGAAUGACCCGAGAACGUGGCAAAGCGAAUUCAAUUUAUGGAAAGGUUCUGUAUUAGGAUUAUCGCAUUCAUUUUUUCAAAUCGCAUACUUUAGACCAAGUUUGAAAUGUAAAAUAUUCGACAACUUGUAUUUCGUCGGUGCUUCAGUACAGCCCGGUACCGGAGUACCAGUUGUGUUAUGUGGUGCAAAAUUAUUAGAAAAACAAUUGUGUGCUAGGUUCUUGGAGGGAAAAGUUGAAACAAACAUAUGGUCGAAAUACGUUUCAUUUUUAAUCGGCCUUCUAGCACUUCUGAUUUUUUGGUUUUUUUUUAGAUUUUAAUAAUUAACUACAGGUUUCCAUGUAUGUGCGUUAUGUGGGUACAAUUACCAGUGAAAUUAAUCACAUUAUUAAUAUGACUAUAUUAAUAAUUUCGUACUAUUUUGGGCGUUUUGUGGUAUUAAAUGAUGUAUUAAUUUUCAAAAUGUAAUUUAAAAAUGGAAAGUAUACUGAACUGUUAAUUUGUUGAAUUGUAUAAAAAUAAAAUUGUAUUUAAACUCUAAUGGAAAUAAUAAAAU